AUGGACGAUCCGAAGACUGUCAAAACAGACAGAUCAAAAAUGGAAAAGUCAGAAAUGAAGGUACUAAUUCGUUUCAGUGCUCUACUGAAAGAACCUGGAGAUUUCCUCGUACGUGCUACAGACUCACGAAAUAUGCCUGAAAUUGUCAUUUCGGUGCUAAACGACAAAAGAGAAUUAGUCAAUUUAACAAUAAAAUGCGACAAUAACCGACUUUGGACGCUUGGUGUUCUUCGAAAAAGCAGUAAACAUGUGCCACGAUUUCCACAAGUCGCCGACUUAAUAAAUUAUUACAAGAAUCAUAAACUGCCUGGUCAUGCCAAACUUAUACACGGCAUCACUCGUCCAACGUGGUUAAUAAAGCAUGAAUACGUUUCUUUCGAUAAGGAUAAGGAUCUACUUGGUAGAGGUAAUUUUUGCAAUGUCUACAAAGGGAUAUACACGCGACCACAUGACGAAAAAAUCGUUGUGGCUGUAAAGCUGGUCACCAACAGGUUAGAGCAAAUAGGCGGCGAUUUACAGUCGCAUUUGAAAAAACAACAACAAGCUAUAGAGGUUGGAGAAAGAAUAGUCUAUACUCUUGAAUAUGCUGCACUACCAAGGGAGUUACAGGCUGCUCGUGGAAUGCGAUAUUUGCACAAGAAAAAUUGUGUUCACCGUGAUUUAGCUGCUAGAAAUUGCUUAAUAUCAGCAAAAGGAGGUAUUAAAAUAGCAGAUUUCGGUCUUUCGAAACUUGUCAACGACUUGGAGAAAACCGACAAGGAAGAGGUCGAUAAGGAUGAACCAAGUCCGCAGAUACCAUUGAGGUGGAUGGCACCAGAAUCACUAAAACGUCCGAUGAAAUUCAGUACAAAGACAGAUGUGUGGUCGUUUGCUGUUAUGAUGUAUGAGGUUUUCAACUGCGGAGUAAAACCGUGGCCCGAUGAUCCACCAAAGAAGAUUGCCACCGCUAUACGGAAAUGCAAUAUGCCAUCGAUGCCUGAGGGAACACCGGAGGAGUUGAAGGAGCUCACAGCACAAAUUUGGGUAGUUGAUUCGGCUCUUCGUCCAACAAUGGCACAGUUGUGUUCAUCACUAUACGCUGCAAUGAAGAAAUAUCGCCCACCGCCGCCAGAAAAGUUCACGUUGAAUACCAUUAAUGGAGUUCAGAGGGCUCAAAUUGAUGGCGUAAUCACAAUGGAGGAAACAGCAGAAAACGAAGAUGAAGAAGGGCCUAUUAAACCAUCUAGUUUUGGAGAAAGGAUGUCAUCUGAGAAAAACAGUUUUCCCACAUAUCAAAAUUUACCAAUGAUUGCUUCCGAACAAGAACGCUGCUACAAAGAAGAGUAUUACGAUAUCUGCUUACUACCUUUUACUCCGACGCAAACCUACAUAGAACGCGUUCGCGAGAUUGUUGUUAACGAUGCGUCUUCCCUUUGA
Angiostrongylus costaricensis is the source of this 1416-nucleotide messenger RNA. NCBI's taxonomy places the organism in Eukaryota, Metazoa, Nematoda, Chromadorea, Rhabditida, Metastrongylidae. The record is from the annotation of a GenBank genome assembly.